This is a messenger RNA of Symbiodinium pilosum, 297 nucleotides long. The record is from the annotation of a GenBank genome assembly. NCBI's taxonomy places the organism in Eukaryota, Dinophyceae, Suessiales, Symbiodiniaceae.
GUUCCUCCUGCAGCCCGAGAGUGGCAGCUACCGCUGGAUCUUCCCAGUGAUGCCGUUAAGCCUGUGGAGGAUGAGCCCUGGCUACUCCAGAUUCAUCCUCGGAAGCAGACCCUUAGAGUACUUCUCCGCCCAGGCGUUCUGCUUCUCCAGAUGGUUCGAAGAGGCACAGCGCUGCCAGCUGCCCGGUUCACCUGGCGCAUCAUUGACAGUCACACUAAAGAGAAGGAGGAGAGGCCUGCUGAUGACAGAGCCUGCGCCCAUCCUGUUGGGGAGUUCUCGAUACUGAGCAACCUGGAG